AUGAUACAUAUGCUAAAUGCAGCAGCUGAUCGAGUGAAAUGGACCAGAUCGAGGGCUGCUAAAAGGGCUGCCUGCGUGGUGGCUGCAGCAUAUGCUCUGAAAACCCUCUAUCCCAUCAUUGGCAAGCGUUUAAAGCAUUCUGGCCACAGGAAGAAAAAAGACGUUUACCCGGCUGCAGAGAACAGAGAAAUACUGCAUUGCACCGAGGCCACUUGUGAAAAACCUUCGCCUGGAGUGAAUGCAGAUUUUUUCAAGCAGCUACUAGAACUUCGAAAAAUUCUCUUUCCAAAACUUGUGACCACUGAAACAGGAUGGCUCUGCCUCCACUCGGUAGCUCUAAUCUCAAGAACAUUUCUGUCUAUCUAUGUAGCUGGUUUGGAUGGGAAAAUCGUGAAAAGCAUUGUGGAAAAGAAGCCUCGGACUUUCAUCAUCAAAUUAAUCAAGUGGCUUAUGAUUGCCAUCCCUGCCACCUUUGUCAACAGUGCAAUAAGGUACCUGGAGGGCAAAUUGGCCUUGGCCUUCAGAACUCGCCUAGUCGACCAUGCCUAUGAAACCUAUUUUACAAAUCAGACUUAUUAUAAGGUGAUCAAUAUGGAUGGGAGGCUGGCAAAUCCUGACCAGUCUCUUACAGAGGAUAUUAUGAUGUUCUCUCAAUCUGUGGCUCAUUUGUAUUCCAAUCUGACCAAACCUAUUUUAGAUGUAAUCCUGACCUCCUAUACACUCAUACAGACUGCUACAUCCAGAGGAGCAAGCCCAAUUGGGCCCACCCUUAUAGCAGGACUUGUGGUGUAUGCCACUGCUAAAGUGUUAAAAGCCUGCUCUCCCAAAUUUGGUAAAUUGGUGGCUGAAGAAGCUCAUAGAAAAGGCUAUUUGCGGUACGUGCACUCCAGAAUUAUAGCCAAUGUGGAAGAAAUUGCCUUUUACGGAGGACAUAAGGUAGAAAUGAAGCAACUUCAGAAAAGUUACAAAGCUUUAGCAAAUCAGAUGAACCUCAUUUUAUCCAAACGUUUGUGGUACAUCAUGAUAGAGCAGUUCUUGAUGAAGUAUGUUUGGAGCAGCAGUGGACUAAUUAUGGUGGCUGUACCUAUUAUCACUGCAACUGGCUUUGCAGAUGGUGAUAUAGAGGAUGGUCAAAAACAAGCUAUGGUUAGUGAACGGACAGAAGCCUUUACCACUGCUCGAAAUUUAUUGGCCUCUGGAGCUGAUGCUAUUGAAAGGAUUAUGUCUUCAUACAAAGAGAUAACUGAAUUAGCAGGCUAUACUGCUCGAGUAUACAACAUGUUUUGGGUCUUUGAUGAAGUAAAAAGAGGCAUUUAUAAAAGAACUGCUGUCUUGCAAGAGUCUGAAAACCACAGCAAGAAUGGAGCUAACAUAGAAUUACCCCUCAGUGAGACAUUGGAAAUCAAAGGAAAAGUUAUUGAUGUGGAUCAUGGAAUUAUUUGUGAAAAUGUUCCCAUAAUUACACCAACGGGAGAAGUGGUGGCUUCCAGGCUAAACUUCAAAGUAGAAGAAGGAAUGCAUCUGUUGAUAACUGGUCCCAAUGGUUGUGGGAAAAGUUCUCUCUUCAGAAUUUUAAGUGGGCUCUGGCCUGUGUAUGAAGGAGUCCUAUAUAAACCACCUCCACAACAUAUGUUCUAUAUUCCACAAAGGCCAUACAUGUCUCUUGGAAGUCUUCGGGAUCAAGUCAUUUAUCCAGAUUCAGUGGAUGACAUGCAUGAUAAAGGCUAUACAGACCAUGAUCUAGAUUGUAUUCUACACAAUGUUCACCUCUAUCAUAUAGUUCAAAGAGAAGGAGGAUGGGAUGCUGUAAUGGACUGGAAAGAUGUCCUGUCAGGAGGGGAAAAGCAAAGAAUGGGCAUGGCACGCAUGUUUUAUCAUAGACCAAAAUAUGCAUUGCUGGAUGAAUGCACCAGUGCUGUCAGCAUUGAUGUUGAAGGAAAGAUAUUUCAGGCUGCGAAAGGAGCUGGAAUUUCCUUACUUUCUAUUACACACAGGCCUUCUCUUUGGAAAUACCACACUCAUUUAUUACAGUUUGAUGGUGAAGGAGGUUGGCGCUUUGAACAAUUGGAUACUGCUAUUCGUUUAACACUAAGUGAAGAAAAACAAAAGCUAGAAUCUCAGCUAGCUGGAAUUCCCAAAAUGCAGCAGAGACUCAAUGAACUAUGUAAAAUUUUGGGAGAAGACUCAGUACUGAAAACAAUAAAAAAUGAAGAUGAGACAUCCUAA
Molecule: messenger RNA, 2226 nt
Organism: Hippopotamus amphibius kiboko
Lineage: Eukaryota; Metazoa; Chordata; Mammalia; Artiodactyla; Hippopotamidae
Gene: ABCD2
Product: ATP binding cassette subfamily D member 2
Exons: 10
Coding region: 1-2226 (741 amino acids)
Biological process (GO): peroxisome organization; long-chain fatty acid import into peroxisome; fatty acid beta-oxidation
Cellular component (GO): peroxisomal membrane
Molecular function (GO): long-chain fatty acid transmembrane transporter activity; ATP binding; ATP hydrolysis activity
Source: RefSeq, a predicted model, not a curated record